Protopolystoma xenopodis is the source of this 237-nucleotide messenger RNA. Lineage: Eukaryota; Metazoa; Platyhelminthes; Monogenea; Polystomatidea; Polystomatidae. The record is from the annotation of a GenBank genome assembly.
AUGGCCGUACAGAAUAGCGCAGGUUUACAGAACAAAAGUCUUGCCAGCAAGGACUUGGCAAAUAGCGUUAUUACUUUGGAGUCGAAAAGGGAAAAAGCCCAGUGGAGCAGUCAAAUAGAGUUUUUCCUCUCUUGCAUUGGAUAUGCCGUUGGAUUGGGCAACCUCUGGAGGUUUCCGUACCUCUGUAUGGAACAAGGCGGUGGUAAGCUGAAUUUGCCCAUUCUAAAUAGACAUUAA